AUGCGUGCUGCCGCUUUCGUCGCUAUCUUCGCUGCCACCGCCAUGGCCCAGACCGGCGGUCACGCCUCUCCCACCAACGGCACCAGCGUCACCAGCACUGGCAAGCCCACCUCUGCUCCCACCAACGGCGCCAACUCCCUGAGCCAGAACGUCCUCCUCGGCGUCGACACUGAAGUCGCCGGCAAUGUCGCCUUUUCUUUUUACUGA
Molecule: messenger RNA, 207 nt
Organism: Trichoderma gamsii
Lineage: Eukaryota; Fungi; Ascomycota; Sordariomycetes; Hypocreales; Hypocreaceae
Exons: 2
Coding region: 1-207 (68 amino acids)
Source: RefSeq, a predicted model, not a curated record